UAUAUUUUCAGUGUGGAAUUUUGUGGCCAAUAAAGAUUUUAAUGUUGACAACAACUAUUUCUGAUAGUUUUAUUUUUUGUUAUGCAUAAAAUCAUCCAUAUAAAAUCCGUUCUAGGACAUUGGUGAAUAAGCCAGAGGGAAUACCGAGUACUACAAUUACUAAUUUACUAUCACAAUAUCAAUCGUAAACGUUGCCAUGGUUCCAUUUAAAUAGUAUGUGGCAACCUUUGUUCUUAUGUUGUCGAUAUGUUUGUUUAUGUACAAGAAAUUUUCAUUUCAGUUUUGAUCUGGUUCUGAUUUGUUAGAUUUGGAUGAUUCUGUGCUAUGGCUGCUGUUAGAGUUCAAAACUACUUGAAAAAACAUAAAAUAGGACCAUUGUUAGAGUCGUUAAUGGCAAGAGUUAUUCAAGAUAUGCCUGACGAUCCAAUUGGAUAUUUUCUCAAAGUAUUGCAAAACAUUCAUGAAAAACAAUCGACGCAUUUUAAUGAUGCAAGAGAAAGCAACUCACCAAGACCUUCAUCUCGUCCAUCCACUGGCUCUCUAGACAACACUGGAAAUUCAGAUAACUUGGCAAAAUCAUGGAGUGUUGGUCCUGUUGUAGGAUUACAUGAGAAAACUAAGAAACAGAAUCAGUUGCAAAAAUGGAUGAGAAAUGAUUCCCAGUCCUUGACAAACAAUACGUCUAAGUCCUUGAAUCUCGGUCGUUCGCCCAAAAAUAUAUCACAAAAAUUACCUCCUUGGAAUAAUGACACAAGAGUUGCUACUCAUGAUUUUGAUGAACUGUUUCAAAUGCAAAGUCGGAUCUAUAACAUAAAUGACAAAACCUUGGAAAAAAGUGAUACAGAAAAAUAUAAAGUUCACAACUGGAAAUUGAACAAGAAAUCAUCGUCGGAAGAGAAUAUUUCAUUUCAACCCAGUGAGCAUAACACAUGGUUAGAAAAUGAACUCAGUUUAGGCCCAAAGCAAUUGUCUUCAGUCAAUGAUGCCCAGGUUGAUCAAAUAACUCUAAGAAAUUCUAAAAGAGGAAACAGCAAACACAAUCAUCAAAAACACAAACAAGACCUUCAGGCCUUGCUGUUAGAUGUGAAUGAGUCUCGGCAACAACAGAAGGGAAGCAUAGAUGUAUCAUCACUUCCGGAAUAUGGAACUGAAAUCCUAGAAAGAAUAGAAGAUUUACAACAAGAAGGUUUUGAUUGUGGCAAAGCAAAUACUGAAGGGGAACAAAAUUGGCGUAAACAUGAUCGCGAGAAAGCAAUUCCUCAGAAGACUUACGCAAGACGUGUGAGGAAGAAUAUAAGAGAGAUAGACAACGAAACAGACAAUCAGUCGAAAGUAACAAAUGAUGAUUUCAGCGCGAUGCUUUUUGACAGUUUAACAAACAAGAAGAAAGAUAACAACUUUGACGACAAUUCAUCAGAAACAAGCGAGAAAAUCUUCAAUACACACAUUAAUUUGAGAGGGCAGAAAUACUGGCCUCUGACUGACAGUGAAAAUGAGUCCACGUCACAAAAUAAUGUAGAGUUUGAGAGAAACCUAAGACGAUUUACUCCAAAUGGAGACAGAAAGGCUUCUAGAUUCAGUGCAGAUAAAGAAGAUGAAGAAACAGCAGCUACACCUAACUCAGUACGUAGCAACUCCAGCCUUUUCGAUUUCCCUAAUUCUUUGCGAAAUCAAGGAUGGAAAGUUAACGAAAUCUCAGACAAUGAGAGCAACCUAAUGAUGGAUCCAAGCUCAAAAUUAAACACUAGAUCCCAGAGCAGUAUGAAAGGUCGGAUAUGGCCAAGCAGAGGUUUGGAGAUAAAUAGUGACGAAGAUACAUUAUGAAUCGUCUAAGAGAUUUCGUUGAUUAACUAGUGGCGUAAAAAGUCGUAUGUAAAAAACGUACGAGAUAUAAAAAGUGAAUAACCAUGCCACUAAUUGUAACUUCCAUAAUGUAAACAGUAACAAACUUUGAGGAAAGUCCAUAUACAAACUUACCAAUUCUGUGUGGACGAGGUUUUACAGCAGCUUAAAACAUAUCUUAUUUCAAAGAUUUCGCCAUUUUUUUGACCGUAAUUUGCAAACGUUACGCUUGCUUUAACUCAUGCAAUUAGAUUUUUAAUGUUUAGCUACGGAAAAUACAUAAAUACUGUACAACAGUACAAGAACUAAUAAACACGACCAAAAAUUCAAA
This is a messenger RNA of Xenia sp. Carnegie-2017, 2173 nucleotides long. RefSeq lists its product as uncharacterized. NCBI's taxonomy places the organism in Eukaryota, Metazoa, Cnidaria, Anthozoa, Malacalcyonacea, Xeniidae. The record is from RefSeq and is a predicted model, not a curated record. The transcript has 14 exons. Bases 325 to 1824 code for a protein of 499 amino acids.